Molecule: messenger RNA, 2340 nt
Organism: Apaloderma vittatum (bar-tailed trogon)
Lineage: Eukaryota; Metazoa; Chordata; Aves; Trogoniformes; Trogonidae
Gene: LETM1
Product: leucine zipper-EF-hand containing transmembrane protein 1
Exons: 13
Coding region: 51-2198 (715 amino acids)
Biological process (GO): intracellular monoatomic cation homeostasis
Cellular component (GO): mitochondrial inner membrane
Molecular function (GO): ribosome binding; calcium ion binding
Source: RefSeq, a predicted model, not a curated record
UAGGAGAUCGGGCAUGUCUUAGCUGUACAUCCCUGAGGCUGGCAAACAAAAUGACUGUACACUUUAAAUGUUGCACUAACGUCCCUCCUGUUUACGCAUACUCCAAAAAAGAUCGCUACUGUUGUUGGACUAAAGGAUCUGAACAAAUAUACUUUACUCUUACGAGCAAUUCUGGCUCAUGGACGCCACUAGCAACCAUGGGUGUUUUAGGUCCCCAGUAUCUUCCAGUUAGAUGGUGGCAUUCUUCACAUCCUCUUCGGGAUGACUCCAUAGUUGAAAAGUCACUGAAGUCCUUAAAGGACAAAACCAAGAAGUUGGAAGAAGGAGGUCCUGUAUAUAGUCCAACAGAAGUAGAAGUUGUGAAAAAAUCAAUUGGACAGAGGAUCGUGGACGAACUGAAGCACUAUUACCAUGGUUUUCGAUUGCUGUGGAUUGACACAAAAAUAGCUGCAAGGAUGCUCUGGCGAAUACUUCAUGGAAACACUUUGUCUCGCCGAGAACGGAGACAGUUUCUUCGAAUCUGUGCAGAUCUUUUCCGCUUGGUCCCUUUCUUAGUUUUUCUUGUUGUCCCAUUUAUGGAAUUUUUGCUUCCAGUAGCUCUUAAGUUGUUCCCUAAUAUGCUUCCCUCUACAUUUGAGACAAAGUCUAAAAAGGAGGAAAGAUUGAAGAAAGAAUUGAGAGUAAAGCUUGAAUUGGCUAAAUUCCUUCAAGACACUAUUGAGGAGAUGGCCUUAAAGAAUAAAGCAGCCAAAGGAAAUGUUACAAAAGAUUUUUCAACAUUCUUUCAAAAGAUUAGGGAAACUGGAGAAAGACCCAGUAAUGAGGAGAUCUUAAGAUUCUCUAAACUAUUUGAAGACGAGUUGACUCUGGACAAUCUAACCAGGCCUCAGUUGGUGGCACUUUGUAAAUUGUUGGAACUUCAGUCAAUCGGGACAAAUAAUUUUCUCCGCUUCCAGCUGACUAUGAGGUUGAGAAGCAUAAAAGCAGAUGACAAAAUGAUUGCUGAAGAAGGAGUCGAUAGCCUGACUGUUAAAGAACUGCAGGCAGCUUGUCGUGCCCGAGGCAUGAGAGCUCUUGGCGUGACAGAGGAGCGUCUCAAGGAGCAGCUUAAACAGUGGUUAGAUCUACACCUGAACCAGGAAAUUCCUACAUCGUUGCUCAUUUUGUCCAGAGCCAUGUAUCUUCCAGAUACUCUUUCUCCAGCUGAUCAGCUCAAAACAACACUUCAGACAUUACCAGAGAGUGCUGCCAAAGAGGCUCAGGUCAAAGUGGCAGAAGUUGAAGGUGAAAAAGUAGAUAACAAAGCGCGUCUGGAAGCAACACUUCAUGAAGAGGAAGCCAUCAGAAAAGAAAAUGAAGAGAAAGAGAUGGAAAGGUUGUCUGAAGCUGCAGAGAAAGCAAAAGAAACCCUCCAGGUUGCAGCCGUGAAAGAUGUGGAAUCAGCAGUAGAUCUUGAAGCAGCUGCUCUGCAAGUUAAAAAAAGUCAGAUAGCUCUGGAUACUGAACAAGAACUGGCAAGGGCUGAUGUGGUGAUGCACUCGGAGACACUGAAAGAUACAGCACCAGUACUGGAAGGCAUUAAGGGUGAGGAAAUCACUAAGGAGGAGAUUGACAUGCUGAGUGAUGCUUGCACCAAGCUGCAGGAACAGAAAAAAUCACUUACAAAGGAAAAGGAGGAGCUCGAGGAAUUGAAGGGUGAUAUCCAGGAGUAUAGUGAGGAUUUGCAAGAGAUCAAAGAGCUCUCUAAAACUGGUGAGGAAGAGGCAGUAGAAGAGUCAAAGGCAAGCAAGCGAUUGACCAAGAGGGUGAACCGAAUGAUUGGUCAGAUAGACAAAAUUAUUAAUGAAUUGGAAACAAAUCAAAAGACGGUGGAUGUCAAGCUGGACAGUGGCGAUAGUCCUCCUGCUGGGGGGAAUCUCAUCAGUAUUGCUGAGCUAAUUAAUGCGAUGAAACAAAUUCAGAAGAUUCCAGAGGAGAAGCUAAUUAGGAUUGCAGAGGCGCUAGAUGAAAACAAGGAUGGCAAAAUUGAUAUAGAUAAUGUUGUUAAGGUAGUAGAACUGAUUGACAAAGAAGAUAUUGAUAUUGGCACCAGUCAGGUUGCUGAGAUUAUGUCACUGCUUCAAAAAGAAGAAAAACUGGAAGAAAAAGAGAAAGCAAAGGAAAAGCAUGAUAAAGAAGCUGCAGAAGCAAAGAAUUAAGCUUCAGAAUCUGAAGCUAAUCCCAAUUGUAACCAAAACCUUGUAUAUCUUUGUGUCUAAUGGCUACAUAUUACUUGAGCUUUGUGAUUAUGGGAAGUGUUUUGAGCUGAUUCUAGUAAUAAAUCGUAGAUAUGUUUUCUGA